AUACUUUAUUCAUUCUAUGCCAGUAGGUGCAGUGUUCACUGCUUGGGUUCGUCAACUGACUUCUCAACAAAACUGGAACAACACAUCGCAUUUCGAAUAACAGAGAAAAAGAAACAAAUUACAACACUCUGUGCUUUAUAAAUUUUCCGGGGGAAAAGAAAUUUGUCACCGAAAAACUGAAAUAAAUCCUCCUGCGUCACAAACGCGGGCUAAAAAUCAGCUUAGUUGCUCAGAGGGAUAUUCAGUUCAGAAAAUUUGCGUCUCAUUUCUUUCAUUCUUUUUUUCUGAAAACCAAAAUGAAAACCAAAUUUAUCAACGGGGUUUCUUCUUCCCCCUCCAUGUCUCUGGGUCUUUUGGUGACCGAAAACGCCCUGCAAGUCCAGCCUAAUACCGAGGAGGAUUGUAAAGAGCUGGCCCGCCCUGACCAGCCAGACCUGGACACCCAGCACAAGGCUUAUCUGUGGUGCAGAGAGUUUCUGCAUGGUGCCUGGAAAAGCCUGUCUGAGGAGGAUUUUCAUAUCACCGUUAUAAGGGGUGGUCUGAGCAACAAGCUCUUCCUGUGCAGCCUCCCUGACAGCCUGGACCCUGUUGGGGAUGAGCCAAGGAGCAUCCUGCUGCGCCUCUAUGGGGCCAUCCUGCAGAUGUCCUGUAAUAAAGGGGAUUCCCGACAGUCAAACAAAGAAAAUCACUUCCAAGGGGCGGAGGCCAUGGUGUUGGAGAGUGUGAUGUUUGCCAUCCUGGCGGAGAGGGACCUGGGUCCUAAACUCUAUGGUAUUUUCCCUCAAGGCCGACUGGAGCAGUACGUCCCUAGCCGUAAACUGGACACCUGUGAAUUAAGUGACCCCAACAUCUCAGCGGAGGUGGCAGAGAAGAUGGCCAAGUUUCACGGAAUGAGGAUGCCCUUCAACAAGGAACCCAAGUGGCUGUUUGGAACCAUGGACAAGUACUUGAACCAAGUCAUGAGGCUGAACUUUGCCAGAGAGUCCCAUCUGCGUCGCUUCAACCGCCUGCUCAGCUACAACCUUCCACAGGAGAUGGAUAUGCUCAAGUCUCUGCUGGAGUCCACCCACUCUCCUGUAGUCUUCUGCCAUAAUGACUGUCAAGAAGGAAACAUUCUGUUGUUGAAGGGUCGCCAGAGCUCAGACAAACAGAAGCUGAUGCUCAUUGACUUUGAGUACAGCAGCUACAAUUAUAGGGGAUUUGAUAUUGGCAACCAUUUCUGUGAAUGGAUGUAUGACUACAAUUGUGAUGAGUUUCCAUUCUUCAAAGUUAAUGCACAGGCCUACCCUUCAAAGGUCCAGCAGCUUCACUUCAUUGAAAGUUACCUGCGGGAGUCUGAUCCUGGGUUUGACAACCUGAGUGUAGAGGACCAAAUGAAAAUGAAGGAGGAGCUGUACGUGGAGGUCAACAGGUUCUCCCUGGCUUCCCACUUCUUUUGGGGCUUGUGGUCAAUCAUCCAGGCUCGGCUCUCCACCAUCAAGUUUGGAUACCUGGAGUACGCCCUGGCCAGAUUUGAUGCCUACUUCCAGCAGAAGAAGAGUUGGGCCGUCUAGUGUAGCGAGAUGAUUGAGUGGAUUGAUUCAGCCAAAUGGCAGGAGUGGGACAUGAUGAAGACUCCACGCUUUACUUAUAUUCCCUGCCUCGAGAGGCUUUGCUGGCAUCUAUUAGUGUUAUGUUCACCAAAGCCAAAAUCUCGUCAUGUGGCUUAGUGCUUAAAAGUAAUCAAUCCAUUGCCAAGUCAGUCCAAGUUUAAACUGCGUUACUCCCUGAGAGCCAAAAAAACAGAAAGAGAAAAUAUCUACUUGUACUAACCUUCAUCACUGGUCAGAACUGCUCUCUGCUUCUACCUUAUUCCAACCAUAUCACUAACACGAGGGCUUUGUUUUGAGCAGGAGAAGGAUAGAUUUCAGUUACAGUUAGAUUGGAAAUGUUAACAUUGCAUCAAUGUUUAUGUAUUGAUCAUUCCCUUAUGGAAAUGCUCUGAAUGCUUGAAAAAAUGUGAACUUCUCCUGGCAGAUUCCUGCUUACAGAAGCAGACAGAUGCUAACUAUGUAUAUUAUAUAUAGAUCUGAAUGUGCCAGUGACCUGGCCCUGUUACUGAUGGGCAGACUUGCUGGCCAGUGAAAUCAUGCUUUGAUCAACAGGUCAGAUUGAUGUCUACACUUCUAGAUAUUACACAAUUGCUUUGUUUUUGACUGGUUGAAUUUGACAUUUUCUUUUGCCCAGGGUAAAUACAGUUAUGUUGUAUUUUCAAGUAUGUGAAUAGUUGAGCUUCCUUUUUAUGGACAGCUGGUUAGAUGCCACCAAAACAAAAUAAAAGACCUCAAACUUGAGGUAUUUCCAUUGAAGUUAGACUUAGACUAGACUAGUUUACUUGUGGCUUCCUAGCUAAUAAUACACUUACACUGGUCAGCUGUGAAUUUGCUCAAACUUUUACUAACAGAAGACUGGUGGGUUUAUAUUAUUAUGAUAAAUCACUGUGAGUAGAUCCACAUCUACACAGUUUGCAUGUUGGGUAUUAACAAUUGCAUUGCCUGAUUUAGUCAAAAAGACAUUCCAGCCAUCCUUUAUAAGCCUGGGGACUUGUCACUAAAUUCAAACACUAGGACGCCAACUGACCAUAUUUUUGCUAUUUACGUUUAUAGAUUUUCACUGUAUUGAAGAAUACAUCAUGCAGUACAUUAUUUCCACAUUGUGAUAAUGGAUUCUUUGGCGAUGUCACUGGUCGUUUAGGUGCAAGUGCCUACUACCAAGUUGGCUUAUCAUCGUAUCCAUAAUCCACAAUGAUGACAUUGUUGGUCACAUCAUACCGCGCAUCUGAAUUCUGCAUAGAUUACAUAUUGAAAUAAGUUGUAGCUGGGCAGCUAGAAAGUGAAUCUGUUAAAUUGGCAUUUAGUAAAAUAUGAUUUUACUGUAUGGAACAGAAGUGAACAAGACCACUAUGCUACUGAGAUCUGAGCCUUAGGUGUUAAUGGCCUUGUCAAGCCCAUACAUGCCCAUUUAUGCAUAUUGUCUACUAUAGCAUGUUCAAAGUAUGGUGGCCCUAUGGGUCCUCCUGAGGAAAGACAAUGUCAGAAAACACCACAUUUCACAAAACACAUUUCAAAACACACAUUUCAGAAAGCUUUUCACAAAAUACAACAGCAUUUGAGGAAACAUAACACUUCAGAAUAUGGAAAAGGUGGGACAAGACUGCUUUGUGAAACACAAAUGUUGUUUUGUGAAAUGUUACUCAGUGCAAGGAAUUCAGCACUGGAGCAGUGAUGCACUGUGCCCUGUGUGUUAGGCUUACCUCAUAGGUUCUCCCUUCAGGCUUUUUCCUAUGCAGUGGGUUAUUUGUUGAAAAGGAGUGAUAUUCAGAGGGAUGCUGUGACUAAUUUGUCCUUCUGUCUCCCAUCCAAACAUCCUGAGACCAGCUCAAUUCUACCUCACUCAAGUCAUUAAUUGCACCAGACACCAAAAACUGUGCUCUUGUACACUGAUGCACAUUCAGAUGAUGCUGCUAAGACAGCCAUUAUUCUGCCUUUAAAUUAGACCUUUUAGUUUGUUUUCUCUUCUGGGCAUCUCUUUCAGUUUGGUCAGAAAAAGCUCUUUGACGUAAUGAACAUAAUUUCUAAUUGAAACCAGUGCUCAUGAGCUAGGCAAUUAACAGGCACCGCUACUGUAAUGAUGAGCUGCGUCAUUACAGUAGCGGUGCCUGUUAAUUGCCUGCUAAUACUGACAACAUAGAUUUCCAUGCCUGAAACUCUCUAGAUAUACUUUUUUUCCCACAAUUUCACAAUUACCAGAUUGGCUGAUCUUUAGCCACGCCCAUCUGUUCAGAUAUUGCUAUGUCAGUCAAACACCAUAUAUAUUUACUACUCAGUAUUCUUUCUUUUCGAAACAGUAGGCAGAUUGCUUUAUAUAAUUUAGCGUUUCCAGCUAACUCAUUUUAAUUUAAAUAUGCACUUGAUGGCCACAUACAUGAUGAUGAUGAAAAAUUAUUAUCCUAAAAAAACUGAGGCUAAAGUUACAUGUCCUCAACAAAAAGUAUCUCAUUGUGCAGGUGCUGGAGUUGAAGUGUUAACUUCCCCAAAUCCAACAAAGAGCAGAAUGAGUCACUAAGAGCAAAAUAGCAUUAGCCUAUUAGCCACCUUCCAUACAGCAGGGGGACAUGAGCAAGGCUUUCUUCUCGGUGUAACCUCACAAAUUAAUGUGUCAGCUAUUAUGAUCUGAUCUUUUGCCUUGGAAGUAAGGCUCAGUUACCAGUGUAACUUAGGUACUAAACUAUUCAGCUGGGCAUGUAAAUAAUUUAUGUUUACAUUAGAGCAACCAAACACACACUAACACUAUCAAAUUAAGUAGCAAGGAUCGGUAGGUAGUAUUACUUGCUAUUGCUUGGAAACACCUUGAUUUGAUCCUUGUUUCCCACAAAAUGCAUCAGUUAGAGUUUCUGUGGAAAUGUACACGAAGAAAUGCAUCUUAAAACACACAUUGCACUGUACUGUACGACUGUGCUGCUGCAAAUAACAACUGUGCAAGCACCACCUAGGCUGACAUGCAUAUCCUUGUUUAUUCCUGUUAAGUUGUAGCGAGGAAGCCUCCAAAAUAAAUGCAACUCUUGUAACCUGUCACCUUAUGCUGGAACCAUCCAGAGGUGUUUGAAUGUCUACCGUGGCACUUUUGAUCUGAGGACCAAGUGAAAAACAUUACACAGUAUAUGUACUUGAGUAUUUUCAUUUUUUAACAGUUAGGGAUUGUUCAACUGUGAUUCUUUAAGUUUUUGAAUGGUUGUAUUUUACAUUCAAAUGUAUUUUAUUGUAUAUUUCAUUGUUUUAUUUCCUUUGGAAUGUGUUUAUUGUACAGUUUUAAAUUUAUUUUGAGAUACAGUGGAAGUAGGGAUGCAGCAGUAGAAUGUGCAGUGAAUUAUACUGGAUGAUUAUUCAUAUUUUAAAGGUGUUACUGGUACAUCUUUUGUGAGGCAAUAGUCCUUACUUUAUUACCUAUUUUUUUUCACCAACAUUCAACUUUCUUCUACCAAAUUUGUAUUAAUUUUGGUGUCUUUUAUUUUUGAAAUGUAUCCUCUGCCCUGUGCUGUCAUUAUAUACUAUUUCUAUGUUACCGUACUUUUGUUUGUCUUUUCCAUUUUUUUUUUAAUUGGACACUGAGAUCUGUUAACUAUAGCCCACUGCAUCGUUACAUCACCUUCACGAAUGCUUUGGACCAAAAAAAUUUAAAUCUUAAUUUAACUGGUUCUUCAAUUAAAACUGUAAUUGUAACACUCUCACUUCUGUUUACAUAAUAACGUAUAGAAUAUUCAGUAACAAAUAUAAGGAGGACAUGCUAAAAAUUAUCAAAAUAUAAAGAAUGACAAACAUGUACCUUUUCAUUCUCUCAAGAACACAGUCUUCUUUAUAGCUCUCUAAAACUACACCACCAUGUGACUCAUGAUAAUCUCUGCUAUCUAUGCAGCUAUACUGAAUGCAUAUGUACUCAAAAAGAUACUUUGUAAAGUUUUCGGUGAAUUGCUGCAGCAUAGAAAUGAUUUUGUUGUAAAUUUACUUUCUGCUUUGCACAAAUAAAAAUUAAAGAGAAAUUAAGUGACUGAUAA
Molecule: messenger RNA, 5590 nt
Organism: Scatophagus argus
Lineage: Eukaryota; Metazoa; Chordata; Actinopteri; Scatophagidae
Gene: chka
Product: choline kinase alpha
Exons: 12
Coding region: 297-1553 (418 amino acids)
Biological process (GO): phosphatidylethanolamine biosynthetic process; CDP-choline pathway
Cellular component (GO): cytoplasm
Molecular function (GO): choline kinase activity; ethanolamine kinase activity
Source: RefSeq, a predicted model, not a curated record